UGAGUCCACACUUCACUGCCAACUAUUGCCCAGCUUUAGCUGAGUCCAGUCGACCUCCGGAGUGGAAACCUCCAUCCACCUACACGAACGCAGGUGUCCAGCCGGUGAAUAUUGCAGAAACACGAUCUGUGUGAGGUGACGCAUGUUUAAACCACACCCUGUACACAAAGAACGAUCAUAUCGCUGCUACACGCCCAACAGAGACUCAAACACCUGACGCUUAAUAACCAACUCCAUCUGCUCACGACCCGAUGGCGAAGGAGGCAGACUUUAUGCGGUCUGUGUUGCCCGUUCGCGGCGCUUUUCACUCGGAAGACUCUUCUUUAGCUUUACCUCAGGCGGACAAACUAACUCUCGCGGACACUCACCGGCUGAACAGACUACAGCAACAAGUGCAGCUCACUCUCUCUCGGAAAAGAAAGAAACCAAAAUUGCCAGAGUCAUCACUCUCAGACAGUCUGUCUAGCUGUCAUAUUUCAAGUAGUUCAUCUUUAGGAAAUCUACACACAAAGCGGACGAUAUCCUUCAAUCGUGAAGCUACAAGGUCGUUGCGGAUGUUUGAUCGUUCUCAGUGGUCAAGUACAGAGCCACCUCGAUUUCACAGAGGCUAUGGAAGUUUUCGUUACACCACCAAAAGAGCUGAAUUAUGCUGGGGGUCCAAUUCUCUCACUCUCCCGUCGGCCCCUACAGCUAAACAUUUCCAACUGAAAAAACACCCUCUACGUUACGCCCGCUCUGAGAUUCUCCGAAACCCGGUUCUGUCGGGUGUCACUCAGCUCCCCAUUAACUCUGUGUAUGAGAACAAUCACAUAGAUGAUACAGAUGAAGUAUUUUUACCCAGCACCCCACACAAUGCUCCUGCAGAGAGGAACAGGAUGGAGUUAGAGAAACACUCCCUUCAGAGGACCCUCUGCAAGCCAAGAGAGGGGGGUUUCGGUGCUCUCGAACAAUCAGAGAACGUGUCCUGGCAGAGCCACAUCCGGAAGCCGAGCCUGGAGAUUGUUGCAGGAAGACGACCCUCCCCACCUGGCUCACUAAUCAGCAUGGAGGAGCAGUCAGGAAGUUUAGCGAGGAUAGAAAAGCUGGAGGUCAACAAGCAACAUGCAAUGACAAUGUCAGCAAAGAAGGGCAGACAAGGUGAACUAGGUUCAGAGAUGACUCUAAAAGAGGCUAUAAAUCUCCUGGCACAAGAUAAUAUGGAAACACAAAUCACUGCGGCAAACUUUAUACAGAACCAGUGCUUUAACAAUCCCGAUGCCAAGAAAAAAGUCCUUUAUCUUCAAGGCAUCCCAAAGGUGCUGACGCUCAUGCAGAAUGAGAGCGAGGAGCUCCAGCGGGCUGGCGUCAGCGCACUCCGAAAUAUUGCUUUCGAAAACAAUGAAAACAAAAUGGAAAUCAAAGACUGUGAGGGGCUUCCAGUGAUCCUAAGACUGCUCAAGAAGAACCGAGACAUCGAGACGCGACGGCAGCUCACUGGGCUGCUAUGGAAUCUGUCUUCUCAUGACCUUCUGAAAGAGCAGCUCGCUAUAGAAGCAGUCAAACCUCUUACAGACUGUGUGCUGGUGCCCUGCUCAGGCAUUUCUGAAGGGGAAGACCCCAAGUUGGAGCUCCUCGCUGACCCUGAAAUUUUCUACAAUGCUACUGGCUGCCUGAGAAAUUUGAGUUCAGCCGGUCCAGAUGGACGUAAAGCCAUGCGGGACUGUGAGGAUCUCAUUGAGUCCGUCAUCUAUUAUAUCCGUGGUACCAUUGCAGACUACAAACCUGAUGAUAAGGCCACAGAAAACUGUGUGUGCAUCCUGCACAACCUUUCUUAUCGGUUUGAUUGUGAGGUGCCUCGUGUGGAUUCCCCGGUGGUACAUCAGCCCAGACAGAAUCACAAUGUAGAAACUAGCAACCCUGGCUGUUUCAUUCUCAACAGUCCUAAAAACUCUGAGGAGGAUGCAGAUACAGACUAUCCCCUACUCGAGGAGAACGGCAGCCCUCAUGGUGUGGAGUGGCUCUGGAGCGCCAUCACCGUCCGCAUGUAUCUCUCUCUCAUUGCCGUCAGCACAAACCAGGACACAAAACAGGCAUCCAUUGGAGCACUACAGAACCUCACGGCUUGUUCUGGAGAGACGUCCCAGGCCAUUGCACACUUCAUCGUGCAUAAGGAGGGAGGCCUGUCUCAGGUGAAGAAGAUGCUUCAAGAAGGAGAGAAGGAAGAGAUCAGAAUAUCUGUGUCACUGCUAAAAAACAUCUCUCGCUACCAAGAACUGCAUGCUGAUAUUGUUAAACAGGUGCUGCCGGAGCUGGUUGCCAUUCUGCCAAACUCUGACCGGAGCGUAGAGCAACCAAUAGAGGUCACGGUAACAAUAUGUCACAUCCUCAUCAAUCUGAGCCAUGCAUCUUUAUCGAACACCAGUGCCAUCAUAAACCAAGGAGCGCUACCCAAGAUCAUCAGCAUCAGCUCCAAAGACAAUGGGUUUGGACCAACACGGGCGGGCCAAGCAGCCUGUAUUUUACUUCAUACCCUGUGGAGACAUUCAGAGCUGCACAGCAGUUUCAAGAAGGCUGGUUACAGGAAAACCGACUUCAUAAACAACAGGACAGUGAAGGCUGUGAAUUCUGCUCGUGAUUAAUGGGAUCCAGAAAUGUAUUGCAAGGAAAAGGCUUUUCUUUCGGAAGAUUACUAACAGUGCUAAUAACAUAGCUUUGGUGUUUGUUUGUAUAUUUGUUUUGUCUUAAUUUAACACUUUGUAGUUUAUGUGUUUUAAUAAUAUGCCUGUCGAUUUUACACACUUUUGUUUUAUUUAUUUUUUUACUGACCCUUUUAAAGAUUUUUACUGCCUUUGGUCUGUUUAAAUAACAAUAUUAAAAAAAAUUUCAUCAACAAAGCUA
Ctenopharyngodon idella (grass carp) is the source of this 2877-nucleotide messenger RNA. RefSeq names its product plakophilin 2 (gene pkp2). The transcript is spliced from 13 exons. Gene Ontology annotation, biological process: protein localization to plasma membrane; intermediate filament bundle assembly; heart development. The record is from RefSeq and is a predicted model, not a curated record. NCBI's taxonomy places the organism in Eukaryota, Metazoa, Chordata, Actinopteri, Cypriniformes, Xenocyprididae. The coding region runs from base 252 to 2618 and encodes 788 amino acids. Gene Ontology annotation, molecular function: alpha-catenin binding; molecular adaptor activity; cadherin binding. Gene Ontology annotation, cellular component: adherens junction; intermediate filament; cytoplasm.